AUGAGAAAUCGUCUGAUGAUAACGGCCGUGGCCUCCCUGGCUCUUACAUCGGUUCAAGCAUGCGACAUCGUCCCUGCGGUCACCUAUACAUUCUAUGGAUUCCCUGACAAUGAACCCGCGGGCCAUGAUAUCGCCUACGAUUGUGGCCGUGGCCGCAUAGCCGGCGGUGUUGGAACUUUCAACGAUCCUCUGACCUUCGCCUCGGCCCCUGGCGAGUUCACGCAGUGCGAAAUCAUCUUCGCCCCGUAUCUACACAAGUACCUGCGGUUCGAGGAUCAUUGCUCUCGAUGUGCAGAUGAAUGGAACUCUAGUAUCUAUCACAUCGAUAUCUGGACGGGCAGUAACACCACCGAUGGAGGCCAGGACCAGAUCAACUGCGAAAUGAGCCUGACCCCGACGGGCAGCUUGCCGAUCGUGCGAAAUCCCAGUGCGAAUUUGACUGUUGACACCACGCCGCUCUAUGUCCCCGGCGGCAACCCAUCUUGCAAUGUUGACCAUGUUUACUCCAACGAGAGUGCCCAGAACUUUUGUUAG
Messenger RNA from Aspergillus thermomutatus, 534 nucleotides. RefSeq lists its product as uncharacterized. The record is from RefSeq and is a predicted model, not a curated record. NCBI's taxonomy places the organism in Eukaryota, Fungi, Ascomycota, Eurotiomycetes, Eurotiales, Aspergillaceae. The transcript is spliced from 2 exons. Bases 1 to 534 code for a protein of 177 amino acids.